AUGUCAUCCCAAGAAACUGAUAAGGGGAGGCGAGGGCUGAAGGCAGGUGCAGAAGCAGCAGAGGGGGAGGCGGUGGAGGGAGGAGAGGAGAACAGGAGAGAAGGAACGGGGGAAGAAUCGAGUGAGGGAGAGAGUGUGAAGGAAGACGGGAGGGGAAUCGGAGAGGGAGAGGGGGGGAGUGCGGUGGAGGAGGGGGGGGUGACAAAGGGUAUGGGUGCUGGGGGAUGGAGAGGGGUGGUGGUGGGAAGGGGGAGGGAGGAGAGGAUGAGGGUGGUGGUGGCGCCUCAUGUGAACCCGGAGCAUGCACGCAUGCUGGAAGGACUGAAGGAGCUUCAGGUGAGAGAGGGACUCCAGAGUGAUUGCAAGCAAGGUGAAUGGCGUGAGUCGACUCAAAAACACGGCUGGAAAGGGGAAGUGGAAGAGGAUGCGAAUGGUGGUGCUGCAUCAUGUGAGGCCGGAGCAUGCUUGCAUGUGAUAGAUGCUGACGUGGCACCAGCUGGCAUAUGCACGAGGAGGGAGUUUGCCACGUGGCUGAUGGCUUUCAGUGAGAAGCUCUCGGCCUCGCCCACCGAUAGGGUGUAUCCCGCCAUGUUUAUAGAGGGGAUAUCGGAGCAGGCCUAUGCUGACCAACCCUUGUAUCACGGUGUUUCAUUCACCCCCCAUCCCUCUCCCAUGUCAAUUCCUCAUCUUUUCCAUCCCAUCGUGCACUCCUAUCCCAUCCCUCCUCUCCUCUGCCAUCCCAUCGUGCACUCCUAUCCCAUCCCUCCUCUCCUCUGCCAUCCCAUCGUGCACUCCUAUCUCAUCCCUCCUCUCCUCUGCCAUCCCAUCGUGCACUCCUAUCCCAUCCCUCCUCUCCUCUGCCAUCCCAUCGUGCACUCCUAUCCCAUCCCUCCUCUCCUCUGCCAUCCCAUCGUGCACUCCUAUCCCAUCCCUCCUCUCCUCUGCCAUCCCAUCGUGCACUCCUAUCCCAUCCCUCCUCUCCUCUGCCAUCCCAUCGUGCACUCCUAUCUCAUCCCUCCUCUCCUCUGCCAUCCCAUCGUGCACUCCUAUCCCAUCCCUCCUCUCCUCUGCCAUCCCAUCGUGCACUCCUAUCCCAUCCCUCCUCUCCUCUGCCAUCCCAUCGUGCACUCCUAUCCCAUCCCUCCUCUCCUCUGCCAUCCCAUCGUGCACUCCUAUCCCAUCCCUCCUCUCCUGCGGCAUCCCUUCGUGCACUCCGCGAUCUUUUUCUCUGAUUCCUGCUAUUCUUUCUGCACCUCUCGCACAGGUCUGGCCGAAGCUGGCAUUCUGCCCAGCCUGUUGGGUCGGAAGGACGAGGCGGGAGGGGCAGCAGAAGGGGAAGGUGCAGGGGAGGGUGAGGCGCUAUUCCGGCCAGACAGUCCCCUCACCCGUCAGGAUCUGCUGACGUGGCGCUUUGCUCUGGAGUAUUCCCACCUCCCGCCGCCCGACCUUGCCGCCCUGCGCCACACAUGCGGGCUCAUUGAUGCCGCCCGAAUCUCCCCUGCCGCCCAAAGAGCCGUCUCUUUCGAUUUCCUGCAUCACCGGGGGGGGAUGGAGCACCAACCAGAGGGGGAAGAGGAGGGUUGGGGGCAGGCCGGGGGGAAGGGGCUGGGGGAGGGGCAGGGGAGGGGGCAAGAUUUCAAAUCUGCUACUAAUGCGGCUGUUAUUCCCUUGGUGUUCGGUAAUGUUCGUCGGUUUGACCCCUUAAAGCCUGUUACGCAUGCGCAGGCUGCUGCGGCGCUCACGUUCGGCCGAACCUAUGAGACUGUGAACGAGGCUGCGGUUCGGGUGGAGGUGGCAGAGGCUCGGAAGGAAGCUGAUGUGGCGAGGCAGGAGGCUGAUGAGGGGGAGGUGGGAGGAGGAGGUGCGGGUGUGGAAGGUAGCGCUUCUGAUGGGAUGGAGGAGUGCAGCAUCCAAGAACCCACUAUUCUCCCCCCCGGCUGGUGGGCGGAUUUGAUUCAACAGAGAGCAGGGGAGGCGAAACACGGCGCUGCCAAGAAUCUGGUAAAAAUCAAAGAGCGUUCUGCUGACGUGGCGUCCAGCCUGGCCGCCAGCGUGGCGGACGGCAGCUUGCAGCGGUCGUUGAGUAAAAGGGCCGAGGAAGCUGCCAGGAAGGUGCGGGAGCUACAGGAUGCAGAUCUGAAGGAAGGUGCGAGGAUGGUGCGGGAGCAAGUGGGAGGGGAGGUGGCGAGGAGGAUCGAGGGAGUGAGGGAGGUAGGGGAGAGGAUGGUGUCAAUGGGGAGGGAGGAGGCAGGUAGAAUGGUGAGGGUGGGUAGGGGGGUGAUGGAUAGGGGGGUGCGGGAGAUAAGGGAGAAAGCAGGCUACAGAUGGGCUGCUGGGAAGGGGGGCAGCAAGGGUUCUGUUGGCUCUGCUGCUGCUGCUGCUGCUGGUGUGAAGAAGCAUGUGGUGGAAAUGGGCACAGCUUGCCUCCUCUCUGCUGCUCUCACUCAUCGCCCGAUCACCACCACACCCUCUCCUGUCUGCUCUGCUGCUCCCCUCGCGGCUGCUGCUGCUGCUGCUCCUACUGCUCCAUUUUCUUUCACCCAGCUCUACCUUUCUCCCCUUUCCUCCCUCGAGCUCCGCCUUGAGCUGUUUCUCUUACCUCACUUCCUAACUAGUCUUACCCCGUCUCCCGCGGAUCCAGCUGCGUUGGUCCCCAAAAAGAACCGUCUCUUGGUCUACAAGUACCUCUUCAGCGAGGGAGUCCUGUUCGCGGAGAAGGACUUCAACCUGCCCAAGCACCCCGAGCUCGAGGUCCCCAACCUGCAAGUGAUCAAGCUGAUGCAGAGCUUCAAGUCGAAGGGGUUUGUGCGCGAGACGUUUGCGUGGCGGCACUACUACUGGUACCUCACCAACGAGGGCAUCGAGCACCUCCGCGACUACCUCAACCUCCCCUCCGAGAUCGUUCCCGCCACCCUGAAGAAGUCCUCCCGCCCGCCCGGCCGCCCCAUGGGCGCUGGCGGCGACCGUCCCCCCCGCCGUUUCGAGGGUGGACGGGGCUAUGGGGACCGCGAGGGAUACCGCGGGUACGGUGCCGGUGGUGAUGACAAGGCCGGCGCUCCGGGCGCGUACAAGCCAGCCUUCAGGGAGGUGAGCCUCUCUACACUAACUUUUAGCUAA
This is a messenger RNA of Closterium sp. Naga37s-1, 3117 nucleotides long. The record is from the annotation of a GenBank genome assembly. NCBI's taxonomy places the organism in Eukaryota, Viridiplantae, Streptophyta, Zygnematophyceae, Desmidiales, Closteriaceae.